Molecule: messenger RNA, 3979 nt
Organism: Spirodela intermedia
Lineage: Eukaryota; Viridiplantae; Streptophyta; Magnoliopsida; Alismatales; Araceae
Source: the annotation of a GenBank genome assembly
AUGGGAAACGGUGAAGCCGGAACACCUUCCAAGACUGAAAAGACUUCUUCCUCUGUGCAGGUAUUCCGGCAAAGAUAUCAUCUGAGAUGUCUCCUUUUCUCGUUAAAUGUUAACGAAUCCCUGUUUGAUUUCAUAAUUUUUUAUUUCUUAACGUUAUAAAGGUUGUUCUCGAUCGUAUUGUUCGUUCUGGCAGGAACAGGGUGGCGUUCAACAAUAUCCCGAUUGGGCUGCCAUGCAGGUCAAAAGUCUUCUCAAGUCCUCCUCAAAAGUCUUCUCGAUCGUAUUGUUCGAUCUUCUAAAUUUGUGACCUCGCUUUUCAGGCUUACUAUGGUCCAGGAAUUGCCAUGCCCCCCCAUUAUUUUGGCACCACAGCGGUGACAUCUGGCCAUGCAGCUCAUCAUCCAUACAUGUGGGGUCCACAGGUAGUCAAAACUCUCUUUUGCUAUGUUGUGGUAGUUCAGUGUGAAAUCCUGAGAAAAAUAUGGAUGGCCCGACAUGUCUUGAUGCUAUUGACUCUAAAAGAGUCAUUGAUAGAAAAUGUGCUGUAGAGUGCACCUCCAGAAUAAUCAAUAGAGUGAAGGGUAUCUCUAGUUCCAUAUCACAUGCGAAAAUGGCCAGCUAAACUAUGCUACUAGGUUGACGAGACUACGAUUAGAUGGCGCAUUUCUUGACAUUCAUCUCAUCCAUACUAUUACCAACAUUUUUGGGAUACAGGUACAUCUGGUCAUGUAUCUCACCCUUGCCAACGAGUCCACGUGUACUUGGAGCUUCUCCUUUUGCCAAGGAGUCCACUUCUUUAUGAAGAGUAUCUGUAGUGGUCCAACUCAAAAUCUCAAGAAGUGUGUAGGUUUUAGCCUGGCAUUUUCCUGCUAUUAAGGAGGUGACAAGAUGUUUGAUGGGAUAGCACAUGACUUUACAUCGUUAUAAUCGCCUUGCUUCAGAAAGAAGUGUUAAAUCAUUGGUAGAGCCUAGAAACUUGGCUUGUGUACUAACAGACGUUUUAUAGUAGUCACAUGUCGCAAGAGGAAUAAGAUCUAAUUUUGCGUUCAUACUAUGCUCACAGGUAAUUGGUUUGGAGCCGUAUGAUCGAAUGUUUAAUAUUGUGAUUUUAAACUCUUUAAUCAUCUUCAUGAGCUAUUUUGUACGAACCCCCUUCAAAUUGGGGAACUAAUUUUUAAGGAUGUCAUCUAGAUACCUUCUGAGCAUUUCCGUGCCAAUGAUUUUCAGAGUCUAGCCAUUUAUAUAAGUCAUUGACACACAAUUUUUAAUAUGUGCAAUCCUUGGGUAAUGUUCUUUGUGAUGAAAGUUGCAUAACAUAACAUCUUACUUAAUAUCACACGAAAUAGAUCUUUGAAUGCAAACUAAAGCUUUCAUGUUGAACAGCUGUGUGUCUCAUCUGGUUUCAUAGACCUUAUCAACAGCAAUAAGCGUUUUGACUGACAGAAGCUGGACAGGAAUUACGCAAUUCUUAACCUAAAAAUUCCCAAAGAAAUUUGAAUUUCAUAGUAAUAUUGUCUGUGCCAUUUUGUGAUGACAUUUUUUUUUUUGAAGUACUUGAGAAAUUCUUGAUGCAUGAUUAUUAGAAUUUUCUUGUUCCAAGGAACGGUAGACUUGAGUGCUCCUAGUUCAGCAUAAGUUGACGAUCUAAGAACUUUGAUCUCAUGGGCAUUAAGAAUCCCUGUUAGGAAUAUAUACCUACUAUGAAUAGUCAUUCUUACUUCUCCUUUUAUAGAAAGUUUCCUGGUACUCGCAGAAUAAUUGAAACUUUUGGUGGAAAUUUGUGUUAGGAUUGAAGACUUGCCAGAUAGUUGACUUUUAAUUUAUUUAUGUUUUAUUUCAUUGCCGCAAUGGAUGGUGCAUUUAUUUGGGCCACAUAUAUGGUCACAGGCUAUAUAUAAAGUAGGCUGAGUUUUUCUCCAUGAUCUAUCUUUAACAGCCUAUGAUGCCGCCUUUUGGGACGCCAUACCCUGCUAUCUAUCCCCAUGGCGGAGUUUAUCCCCAUCCAUCAUCAUCUCUUGUAAGUCCUUCCAAUGGUGCUGUCCAAUUAGACGUGUGAUUCUCAUCUUGACUUCCGAGAUUUAAAAGAAGCAAAUUGCGUCGGGUUUUGAAAUGUCCCGUCUCCAGGGAAGACCUAAGGGACUGUAACAUGUGCAGCAAGCGAAGCUUUGGUCAACGAAGUUUUCUCUGUUCCGGUGGUCUUUGUCCUCUUUUAUUGUGAUGCAGUUCUUUUGGAACUCAGCCUAGGUCCUUUAUAUCAUCUUAUGAUCUGUCUUUACGCGAUGAAAUAUAGUUUGCAAUCUUUCUUUCUUUUUCUUUUUCUUUUUUUUUUUUUUUUUUUUUUGGGAGACAUGAUUACAGUGGUUGUUUGCAGACGGCAACUCAAGAGAAAACGACCAAGACAUCGAACAGUAAAGAUCAUGGCCAGACGAAGAAACUAAAGGGACCUGAUGGUCUCCCAGUUUCGGCAUGCAAUGGCAGGGACAAGAACGAAGCAGGAGGUGGCUCACAGACCAGGUCACAGAGGUUUGCCUACGUAUCAUCUUUCUCCCAGCAGUAUUAUUGUCCAUUAGACGCCCGGGCAACUAGGUUUCUCUAUGCUCUUUAUUUAUUUUUCUUUCUCUGCAUGCUGUGACAGCACCGAAGAUGGGACAGAAGGCUCAAGCGAUGGAAGCGAUGGCAACAAUGUAAGUGGCGUAGCACUCUGCCUGCACUGCUUGGCUUUCCUUGUGUUGGGAUCGAUCUGAUGCCCUCGUCACUUGUUAGGAAAACCAGACCCACGGGAAGCCGAUCUUGGAGGAUUCUGCCGCAGGUGCAUUUUUCUCGAGUUUAGUGAACUUUCUUUUUAGAGAAACCCUGUAGAUAUGAUAUUAUUCGAUUGGUCAUGACCCGUUGUCAGUAUUAGCGUGUAAUAGUUUUCAAUGAAUGUUUUAAGAAAGGCAAUGUUUUUUUUAAUGCUGGUGUGUUUUCCUUUAUAACGGGUUAUUGAGAUCUAUCAAACGUGAAUACUUCAGGAAAGCCAGUGGCCAUUAGGACUGUGCCAGGCCCCGAGAUUAGGGUCCCCAGUGCUGCAAAGGCAAAGAUAUCAGUCCCAGUUCCAUUAUCCAGUAAUGCGACCCCGCCGGGUCGCGAUGGUGGGCAUUCUGAUCUGUGGGUCCACGUACGUAAAUUUUGAAAAUUUCUAGUACCUCUCUCUCUCUCUCUCUCUCUCUCUCUCUCAUGCCUGCUACUGUUUCUUUUGCUUUAUCUUGCUCUUGUAUUCCAAUUACAUUGUAAUAAACAGCGAUUGCCACAGGAUGAGAGGGAGCUGAAGCGGGAGAGGAGGAAGCAGUCUAAUAGGGAAUCUGCCAGGAGAUCGAGGUUGAGGAAACAGGUACUGCUGGAGGAGUGUCCCUUUGUGUGAUCUCUAUCUGGGUUCCUUGUUCUUCUUCUCCAUUACCAGGUUUAGUGAUCCUGUGAUCCCUCCUCUCCAGGCUGAAACUGAAGAACUUGCUGAAAAAGUCAAAGCUCUGAAGGCCGAGAAUAUGGCUCUCAAGUCUGAAAUCAGUCGGCUUUCUGAGAACUCGGCAAACCUCAGACAGGAGAACUCUGCUCUUAUGGUACAGGCCUCCCCAACAUCUUUCUUCUCGAUUCUCUCCAUGCCACGACGAGGCUAAUCGCAUCUCUCUCUCUCUCUCUCUCUCUCUCUCUCUCUCUCUCUCUCUCUCUCUCCCUCUCUCUCUCUCUCUCUCUCUCUCUCUCUCUCUAGGAUAAACUAAACAAUGUGCAGGCAGACCAGAAAGCUGAAUGUCCUCCGGACAAGGUUGAACCCGAAGCGGAAGCUUCUCCGCGGGCAGGCACGGAGAACUUCCUAUCUAAAAUAAACAACUCCAACUCCGCUGGGAGAAGCGAGCAGCCGGAUAACGAGACGCAAGAGAACUUGGGGAAGCUUCAGCAGCUCCUGGAGUCCAAACCCAAAGCUGAUGCCGCCAUCGCGGGCUGA